AUGUCACGAAGCAGGCAGAAGUCCUACGCUGAUAAGAGAAGAAGGCCUUUGGAGUUCGUGGUAGGAGAUCAUGUCUUUCUUAGACUGAAUCCAACUACUGGAGUAGGCAGAGUCGUUCGUCCCAAGAAGCUAUCUCCCAAGUUCGUCGGACCCUAUCAAAUCUUAAGGAGAAUUGGACCAGUUGCGUACGAGUUGUCCUUGCCUCCUCAACUGUCCAACCUUCAUCCAGUCUUCCACGUUUCUCAACUUCGGAAAUACAUAGCAGACCCUUCUCAUGUACUGGAGUUAGAGGACGUUCGUCUUCGUCAAGAUCGUACGCUAGAGAUGCAACCUGUUCGUGUUGAAGAUAGUCAUACCAAGUAUUACAAGAGGAAAGCCAUCAGAUUGGUGAAAGUGGUCUGGGAAGAGAAGACUGGCGACUCUACAUGGGAAGUGAAGGAUGCCAUGAGGGACUUGUAUCCUCAUCUAUUUCCGGUUGAUCACAAUAGAUUAUUGGAAUCAGUAAUAGAAACACUUCAACAGCAGAACGCUGCCUUGGUGCAGCAGAACACGAUCGCUUUACAGAGUUUGGAAGCCGCACGUGCCAACUCUGAAGCGACUCAAAGACAACUGAUGGAGAUCGUAGCCACCACGAGGAAUAUCGUCGGAGCGUUCACUUCCAACGCUACUCAUCAGACCGAGUGA
Messenger RNA from Vigna umbellata (rice bean), 684 nucleotides. NCBI's taxonomy places the organism in Eukaryota, Viridiplantae, Streptophyta, Magnoliopsida, Fabales, Fabaceae. The record is from RefSeq and is a predicted model, not a curated record.